AUGAUCUGCUCUGCCUGCCGCCUCGCCCGGCAGCAGCUGGUGAACAGCGGACGCCGUGCAGUCUCCUCGCCGACGUCUUCGUCGGCGUCCACCGUCGUGGCCCGCCGAGGACUUGUGACUCUUGCGCGCUCAGCUGUGCGGCCCUCGCUCUCUGAGACACACACUGUCCGCCGUACCGCCCAGCCGGCACUUCUGUCCACCGCGCGCGCGCACUCGGCGGCUGCCGCCACGCCGACAGAGUCCUCUUCGUCCGCAACCGCCUCGCCCUCUCCCAUCCCGAAGCCAGACUUUCUCGACGACGCCGAGUCGCACAUCUGGGACUUGCUGGUCGCCGCCUUUGAGCCGCAUGAGCUGAGUGUGCGUGACAUCUCGGGCGGCUGCGGCAGCAUGUACGGCAUUGAGAUCUGCUCGGAGCGGUUUCGCGGGGCCAACAUGCUGAAGCAGCAGCGGAUGGUGAAUGGCGCGCUGGGCGACCUGAUCAAGGGCUGGCAUGGCGUGCAGCUGAAGACGCGCGUGCCGGAGUGA
Messenger RNA from Sporothrix brasiliensis 5110, 525 nucleotides. Its product is annotated as bola-like protein. The coding region runs from base 1 to 525 and encodes 174 amino acids. The record is from RefSeq and is a predicted model, not a curated record. The transcript has a single exon. Lineage: Eukaryota; Fungi; Ascomycota; Sordariomycetes; Ophiostomatales; Ophiostomataceae.